Molecule: messenger RNA, 365 nt
Organism: Truncatella angustata
Lineage: Eukaryota; Fungi; Ascomycota; Sordariomycetes; Amphisphaeriales; Sporocadaceae
Exons: 1
Source: RefSeq, a predicted model, not a curated record
CGGGUUUUCCCACCCCGGUGGGUUUUCCCCGCCGGCGGAAGCAACAUCACCUGUCCACCUUCACCAAUUCGACGGACAUCGAACUGCUACUGGGACGAUGUCCAGACCGGGGGAAUGCGGACUCAUGGGUCGGAUACCAAUGGACGGGCGUGUUUUCCGACAGAAUCGAGGUUGGAUACUGACUUAAACCAUCUGGCAGCGCCAGCAUGGUACCGUAACAACUUGGAUCGGCACGUGAGAAGGCUCUGACACGUACAUAAUUACACACUGACUCCUCCACAUCCCUGCGAUAUAUGGCUCUGGGAGGCGUGGUUUGCCCUAGUAAGGGACGUCCCCCACGUUAAAUACAAUCAAUCAAUUAAUCA